AGGACCAUGUUACCAGAAUCAGAGCGUCCUGAUCAACAGGAGCAGAGUAUUCCUACUGAUGAUUCUAACAGCUGGUUCUGGAAACCUCAUACCCUUACAGGGAAACCUCAUAACCUCACAUGUAAACCUCAUAACCUCAAUGAUAAGCCUCAUAGUCUCUCAGAUAGCGCUCAUAGCAUCACAGGUCUUGUCAUAUUCCUGGGUGUGAUAGCGUACUUUGCUCUCUUUGAGACAAGCAGUGAAGAUACGGCGCUCAACACCAAACGGGGACUUCUCUUCGUGAGCGUGUCCUUCCUGUACAUUGCUAUGAUACACACGAGGAACGGGCCGUUUAUCAGGCCUCAUCCCAUAUUUUGGAGAUUAGUUCUAGCCCUAUCAAUGCUGUACGAACUGAUCCUCAUCUUCACACUGUUCCAACAUAAGGAUGAUGUUAGAAGGCUCCUUGUGUACAUUGACCCUGAGUUGGGAACACCGCUGGAGGAAAUGGAUUACAGCAACAACUGCCUCAUCUACGACCCGGACCACCCUGAGGACCCGUACCAUAACGUUUGGGAUAAGAUGGACUGGUUCGUGAUAUUCCAUCUCACUGGUUGGUGGGCCAAAGCUAUCGUAUUCCGCGACUACUGGAUGAGUUUCGUGCUCAGCAUCACAUUUGAGAUUCUAGAAUAUUCCCUGGAGCACCAACUUCCUAACUUUGGGGAGUGUUGGUGGGAUCACUGGGUAUUGGAUGCCGUUAUUUGUAACGGACUAGGAAUAUGGUUGGGAAUUAAAACUCUCGAUAUCCUGGAAUCCAAAACUUACGACUGGCGCGACUUGUGGUCCAUUCCAGGGAAUCGUGGAAAGUUCCAGAGAGUGUUAAGCCAGUUUACCCCCCAAAGCUGGACCAAGUUCGACUGGGGGUACACGGAUGAUGUGAAGAGAUGGUUCUCUGUUAUUGGAAUCUGUUCCAUUAUCAUGUUAUUCGAACUGAACACAUUCUACAUAAAAGCGGUGCUGUGGAUACCGCCUCCCCACAUUGUCAACUACUCCCGGGCUGCCAUCAUGUUGUUUAUGGGCGCGGUGUCCAUGCGUGAGCAGUAUGAGUACAUGUCCAACCCUCUGUGCAAGCGGUUUGGGCAGCAGAGUUGGGUAGCAGUAAGUAUCCUGGUGACUGAGUGUAUGCUCGUGUACAAGUUCGGAUACGAGACCAUCUCCAAACCAUUCCCUCCGCACGUUGUGGCGUUCUGGGUAGCGUUUGUGGUUGUCUUCUUGGGCUGGUCGUUUUGGAACUUCACGUAUAAGUUACCGCGGAGACGCCGUACAGCGUCCGGACGGGAAGUCAGCGAGUCAAUCGAGGAAAUGGACCAAAUUAGGGCAGCGAGAAAGAUUAAAAAUAGGAAAGUUCAGUAGGUCAGGGACUAAUUAGUAAUUAGGGGUGGUGCUUUUUCGGGUGAUAGUACCCUUACCAGGAGCUAGUUAAAGUUAAAUGUUAUUGGGGUUUUUUGUUUAGGUUCAGAUUUUUCGUAAUUUGGUGUAUGUUGGAAUUAUUGAGUACAGUGAGCUAAUGCAGAAUAAAUUAGAGUCAAUCACCGGUGGUUGCUCGACAGUUUGUAACGUCGCUUAAAGAUGAUAAGAAUUUACUUUUGUUACAUAAUCGCUGUUUUACAAAUUGAUGCAAUUUUCUCUUUGAAUAUCUUUUUCCUGCAAAUACCUACAACAUUUUAAAACGUGAUUGUCAUUUUUUAUAGCUCAACCAGAUCGGAUACAUAAUUGUCAUUUGAUAUGAACAAUUAUUUAAUGAAUCCUUCUUAUUUUCCUUUACUUGAAAUUAAAUGGUUUGACACAAUUCCGAGAUGUUUAAUAACCUUAUAUAUCAGAUCUAACAUAUUAAAACUAGGCUACACCUUGAGAUCCAGACUUAGGGGUAAGGAUUUGUCGUCGUGAGCAUUUGUCGUCGUGAGCAUUUGUCGUCGUGAGCAUUUGUCGUCGUGAUUUUUAUUACAGGGUAAAAAAUUAAAAUCGUUUCAUAAGAGCGGUUAAAUAACAAGGCGCUAUUUGCUUAAACAAUUAAAACAAUUUGUCUUUUUUAUAACUAUUAUAUAAUAUAUAUUAUAUGUCAAAUAUAUAAUAUAUACUAUUUAUAUAUGUCAAAUAUCACCACGGCGAUAAAUAUUUACCCCUGCUUAGAACUUAACCCUCUGAAUAAAUGCAUUUUCCCUUUGAACAACCAUUGCUUUUAAAUUCUUUAAAUUCUUGACAUUCUUUUGUGCUAUUUGUUACGUAUGUUAUUGUUAAAUGAGUUUGAUAGUUUUUGUAAA
Molecule: messenger RNA, 2297 nt
Organism: Bolinopsis microptera
Lineage: Eukaryota; Metazoa; Ctenophora; Tentaculata; Lobata; Bolinopsidae
Product: phosphatidylserine synthase 2-like
Exons: 5
Coding region: 7-1389 (460 amino acids)
Biological process (GO): phosphatidylserine biosynthetic process
Molecular function (GO): L-serine-phosphatidylethanolamine phosphatidyltransferase activity
Source: RefSeq, a predicted model, not a curated record